CGGAAGUGGACGGUGCUUCCGGCGCUCCGCGGGCGGCCAUGUUGGAGCGGCGGUAGCAGCGCAACGGCGGGUGCGGGUCUGGCGGCGGCCGGUGUCAAGGGUUGUUUUUCCAGUAAUUUGGACCUUUUUGAAGUGCCCGCUUGCCUAAUGCCAUGAAUAUUGCAGUGAACAAUGUGGAAGAAAAAGCUGUCCAUUCCUGGUCGAGAAUUUCCUCUGCAGGACAGAAAGUGCUGGAGGAAGCCCUCCGAGUCUUCAACCCGAUGUCCAAGGACCUUUCGGACACAGAGACCCAGCUGGUGGCCUUCAUUCAGGGCCUGAAGGAGGAGGGCUACCAGCCCACAAUUCUGAGGAGUAAGGAUGUGUAUGGGUACAGCUCGUGCACGGCAGACACACCUAGUCAGACAAAAGAGAGCACAACCACACAACCCAAUGCUGCUGAGUCUGCUAAGAGUCCGGCUAGAAACACCACAGCCGUGGCAAAGGUGUCUGCUUCGCCGACCAGUGUUUCGGUGAACUCUUCGAAAGUCUCCACUCAGCCUGUCCCUAAAGGGGAUUCCACAAAUCUCCUCUUGAGCUCCUUGAAGCAGACAAGAUCCGGCACGUCCAAGGCCGCGGCAGUGGGCUUCCCUGCGAGCAUGUAUCCUGAUGUAUAUCCAGCCAUGAGACUGUCAGUGGUUCUGGAAGCUCUGGUGCCGCUGAAAACUACCACAUCCCGUUUGGAGUCCAAGUACACACAAGGGCGUCUUGGGAUCUCACCCUCGGACCUUAAACUCCUCAAGGCUUCGAGUCCGUCGAGGCAGUUUUCUUCAGGCAAGAGCACUAAAAUAACAGAAGGUAAGGGGUACAAGCGUUUGAUAAAGAAAGCACCGGAUACUGCCACCCUUGCUUUAAAUCUUCUGAAGGGACCAAAGGGUGGAGUGCUGCAGGAGAGCAAUGCUUGCAAAGCCUCGGGAGUCCUCAACGGGAGAGUCACAGGCAGCUCUUCCCAGGGCUGCACCACAGCACCGCAGUCCAAGACCUUGAAAAUCAAAGAUAAGGAACCUCUGGUGGGAAAAACAGAGUGGAAGGACAGCAGCACUCGCCGGGAGAGUGUUGGGCAGAAGAGGAGAAGAGCUACGGAGGUAAGAGAAGCACCGCAGAGGAAGAAAGCAAAUACCAUUCCAGUCCAAAAUAAAUCUCGACGGGCUCAGAGCACUUUGAACCUGCUGAAAUUCCAGGCCAUCAAGGUGGGCAACUCGUCUUCUGACGACGAAGUAAGGAGGAGAGCACAGAAGAUUCUUAGGGUCAACCUGUCUCCUGUGAUCCGAAUUCAGCCCUUGUCCCACUCUCACAGUGUCCCCUGAGUUUCUUCACUUUGUCACUUUUUUUUUGUAAGUAAGUAAAUACGAGCCUGGCACCAGAGCAUGGAGAAGUUUAAGAGCGACUCUGGAUCUCUGGUGCCUGGUGACGAUACGUCGACUAACCUGCAGACGGAGCAGCCUGCUCUCGUGCUGUUUCUGCCUGUCUACCACUGCUAUGCAGAACUGACUGCAGAACUACAAAAACCUGUUCGGGAACGUGGGACAGUGACUCUCGCCUGUGGCGAGCCAAGCAGGUCGGAGGGCUCGCUUCCCACGGGCGCUCUUCUGAGCAUGGCAGGCUGCGCUCUUGUGCAGGGGGAGAACACAGGACUUUCUCAUGACAUUGAUGCACUGUGAUAUUGCUCUUUUUCAAGCUGUACAUUUACUGGUUUUAUUUUGAUCAAAUUUUAUAACUUUAUUAUCUAUAUAUCUAUAUAUCCAUAUAUGUGCAUAUGGCCCAGGAACUGUGGGAAGAUGCACUUCUUCCAUCCCUCUGGGAUUGGGUUCGAUAGCUUUUGUUCCCCCCUCCCCUUCAGCCAGUCUUUUGUUGAAAGGUGCCAGGAUUUCUUUGUGACUCAGUGUUGUGACAGUCUGUUCUGGGCUCUCUUGAGCAGCUCAGAGGCAGGCAGAGUUAUAGCCACUUGUUCGUCUCCAGAAAUGCCAAGCAAUUUGGAGAAUUACCAGCUGAUAGUUGACUAUAGUUUUAAUCAUAUUUUUGGUAUUACCUCUGCAUAAGAGUGGAGGAGUGUUAUGGGGCUGUUGCCUGUGAGUCUGCCUGAUGUCUCUAGGUGCCUCCUCUGUUCGUUGGUAGCAGAAGCUCUGAACUCAUGGUAGGGUUUGCCUCCAAAGAGUGAUUCCUUCUCAGCACCCAGUAUCACUCCGCUCUCCCAUGCCCCAGGUGCAAACGUAGAACGUGAACUGUGACUGUUAGAGCUGAAGGGCUGGAGUUAAUAAGAAUUGCAUAAAGUGUCCUGCCCACCACGUAACUGCUUUGCUUUUGCUGGAUGUUUCAGGAGCAGGUUCUAAGUGCUGGUGGAGAAGACACAGACUGUGUUUGAAUGUGUUAGAUACAUCUUGCCAGUCCCAGAGCUCAGUGGGGUAUUUGAGCCUGAAUUAAAGCAGAAAAGCGGAAGGGUUGACAGGAUAUAUGCCAGCAACUUAAACACAGAGCGUUUCUUUCUGUCAAUUUGUGGGGGUGAAGCAGUAGGAGGGGAGAUCAGCACUGUGUUGCGAUGGGUGACGGCUUUGCUGUGCCGGCUGGGAUGUUGUGAGGAGGUGUGUGGCAGGUGUGAAAGCUCCCGGAGCACAGGCUCUGCCGGUCCCCAGGAGGCACUACGGAACCACUGCAGCCGGCUGCAUUAGCCUUCCUGCGCCAGGGACACGCUGUCGGAUGGGAAUGCAGACUGUGCGCUGGCGGAGGUCGGGUCUGCUCUCUGCAGGGAGGGAUCUGCAAGCUCCAGGAGAAACACCACGUUGGAGCGGUCGGUGCUGCGGCUGUCACCUUGGAGGGAUGGCCUCUGAUGAUCUCUGUUGGGAUACUGCAAAAGCAGAACCUGGCAGCUUGGGGACAGGGAGCAGUGUCUGGCCAGGCAUGGGGCUGGCGCUACACUGCCGUACGUUCACAUCUCUGCAGCAGUGGGCUGAUAAUCCACUCAUUCUCUUACUAGCUCAAAAUAUCAGUUUCUGACCUAGUAAUCUCUGUGGACAUUGGCUGAAGGGAUGAGCUCCCCAGGGAAGCCCCAUCUCCUUAUGUUUCAGCCCCUCCCUAGCACCUGGCUGGAUUUCAGCGCUUUGUAAAAGGGGUCAGUGUCUGAUCCCCAGCUCAGAGAGGAAAACUGUGGCUUGGAGAGCAGAGAGGAGGUUCAUGAUGGAGUGAGAGGACAGGGAAGCUGGGCAUCCUGAGGCACAGCCGGGGUUCUCCCUCCUCACCCAGGUAGAGCAGAGUGGAGGUUCUCUCUUGGGGGCUGAUUGCAGGCUCUGAAUCACAUGCUCUGGUUCUGCGUGGUUUUACUAUGUGUAUCUGAGCUGCUGUCAGAGAUCAUAACUUGCAGUGUUUGAGACUGACCUGUGAAUGCCGCUGGUUGGCUGCAGAGGAGGAGGAGGAAAUAUUUUCUUCUGCUUCUGUGUUUUAAAAUGCCCUGGCAGAGAGUUCCCUGUCCUGACAAGAUGCUGGAUGAAGAGGGACCCUCCAUCACUGUUAAUCAGCCAAAAAUUGCUUUGUACCUUUUGUUCCCAUCCUUCAGACCUUUCUCAUUCCCACGCUCUGAAAUGCCAGGUCUGGAAGUCUUGCACUGGAGUUUCUCUUUUUGGCUGUUUCCCGAGGAGGACUCUGAACUCCUGCCUGUGGUAUCGCUGCCUGACAGGCUGUUCGGCAGCUUCCCCUGUUCCCAGCCCCAUAUAAGGGCACCGAGAGCUGUCUCUGGAGCCUCUUCUUGCGGCGCAGACAUCCCAGCUGAGCGCCUGGCCUCCGGUGGGAAAAACAACUGUGCAUCAACAAGGCUGAAUUUGGGUUGAGGUUGCUUUUUCUUCAGCCUGAGCGGGAAGCUGAGCACCUGAGGCGAGCUUAUCAGGCCACAUCCCUCCUCUUCAUUGCGUUUCUUCCCCCUGCUGCGCUACUGCCUGCCUCCCCACUCUUCUCUGUCACCUCUCGUCUUUCCCAGCUUGGGUCUUUGCUAGUCAAGGACUUGGCUUGUACUGUUGCUUAACACAUCCAGCAGAACAUACUGCCUUAGUGCUGUCCUGCCUUUCCAGGCACUGAGCUGAGUUUUGUGAAUGCUUGGUGGCAAUGGCUUGUCCGGUGUCCUUCCCAGGCCACCAGCAAGAGGUCUUCUGCUCUGCAGGGAGAGGCAAGCGUUAGGAACGCUUCUGUGUCGCUGAGGCUCCUGCCAGGGAAGCGAGCACCCCGUAGCUCUGUCCUCAGGGACUUGCCCAUCAUCAGUCCAGUCUCUGCCAGCUCCUCUGCACAUCUCUGACAGACUGCAGGGCCCCUGAGCUCCUGGGCAGCACUGGACCUCGAUUCUCUGCCCUCCUGAUGUCUCCUCUUUCCCCUUGCAGGUGAUUUGGGAACUUGACCAGAAGGAUUGCAGCUUGUUAUUCACAGAGGGGCUUUACAGCCCCUGGUGCCAAUGUCGGCAACUGCUGCCUGCAGCUGUUUCCCAGGGGGUCUGGUGCUGGCAGCCGAGGUGCUUGCAGCCUGUUGGUGGUUGGCUCCGCCGUCCUUCGUCUCAUGGCCAGGUGCAGGUGGUCCUGGUGUCCCAGGCCUUCCAUGCCGAUGUGCAGGAGGCUGCAGAAGGGGCUGUGCUGUGGACACUGCUGUCUGGUGUUUAGGGAAGAUGUGAAGGGUUCGAUCAACCCAGACCUGCCUAAGACCUGAUCUAACAAGAGAUCUCCCUCUGGAGGUCCCUUCCACCCCAUGUUAUUCUGUGACAGCAGAGUAACACUUGCCUUCCAGGGAUCUGUGCAGCCAUAACAGGCAGGGCAGACAGAAGUGCGUUGCCUGGAGUGCUGUGGUCUCUGCUGAGCGUGCUGUAUGAGGUUUGUUCAGACCUGUUUCUGUAUUAGUCACUUUGAAUUCAUCCAAGUGCCUAACCUGGCCUAUGCUGUUCCUGGGCACCAUGACAGCCGAGAGCUUUGGAGACUCUUAGGAAUGCUUUUACCGCAUGGAUUUGUGCCACUGUCACUUCUAGAAAUGAUUCAGCCAGCUGUCAAAGGGCUGAUCUUCCGCCUGAUUUUGUGGAAAUCAUUGCUCCCUUUAUUCAGCUGCCAAGAAGCAAGAGUUUAUGCUUCGCCUCCACCAGUCAAGGUCCUAGAGCUUCCUGUGUGCUUCACAUGUCCGUCAGCAAGGUCCGUGGGGAGAGCAGCUUGUCCCGCAGGCAGCUGAAGGGGAAGCUGACAUCAGAUACCAGUCGAAACCACAUUGUUAAUUGGUAGAAAUGUUUUGAACCUCAUGUCCACUGUGAUCAGAUUUCACCUUCUGCCACUACUUUCAGUUGGAGAAGUUUCUCCUUGGCCUCAUCCCUGCAAGCCAUGUAGCGCGGUGCUUCCAAACUCUUUGCCUCCCUCCCCCUGCAGAGCCAGCUGCCAUAGCAAUCCUUGUACAGAAUUUCUUAAGCACUUUUCUGCAAAAUAAGAAGGGAUUAUUUUGUUACUCCUGUUUUGUAGCCCACUGGUGGUAUUUCAGUGUGAGGAGGAGGUGUGCUUUGUGGAGCGUUGUGAGUACUUGCAUAGCUGGAUACUUGUGACUUGUGCUGUGUUCAUGGCCAGACCUUGCCAGCAUGUUGGGGGCUGCAGCCACUCCAGCGGCUCUCCCCUCCUUGGGUCCGAGCUCCCUGCCCUGCCUGGGAGCUGGGCCUUUGGCCACAGCACAAGUGACACGUGGGGAUGGUGAGCAGGUUUGUCUCUUGGCUGCAGCUGGACAGCUUCCCGUGCAGGUUUAGGUGGGAGGAUCCUUGUUUCGGUUGUGGUUGGCAGGGUUGGUGCCGAGCUGUGUGGAGCCCCUGCCGCUCAGGCAGCUGGGUUGGUUCGUGUGGAAGUGACAGUUUCUGUUUCGGUCUUCAAAAUGGCACUGGCCCAUUUGCUCCUGUGGUCAGAUGGGGAUGGCUUUCUGAGAGCUGAGGUGGCCUGAGGAGAGGACAGCUGUUCUGGGGCACCUCACACCUUCCUGACGGUGCUGCAGCCCUUGGCUUUGCAAGCUGGGUGGGCUGGCACCAUCCAUGGAGAGAGGCAGCAGGGCAGGUUGCUCCCAGGCCCUUGCAUUUGGGGCUCUGUACUGGAGAGCACCGUGCUCGGGUUUCCCUCUCCUCGCAGCCUGCUCCUGCCUGGAGCUGUGUGCCAUUAGGAGGGUGCCAGGUGCCUCGCUGGCUGGUGGAGCAGAGACCUUGUCCCAGAAGGCAGGAGAGACAGUCCCGAGUGUUGCGUGAACCCUGUCUGUAGAUGUGACUCUGCUAGCGCUCACAGCUUGGCCAGCUGCUGUCUCCAAAGCCGUGGUGCUGAGGCCAGACCUCUCAGUUUGCUUAGGAAGACUGAGCAAGUCUAGUGAAAAAGCGAGAAUCUGGGAUUAGAGGAAACCAAAGACACCGGCAGCGCCUGGCUGGCCAGCUUCUACUUCUGCUGCAGGAGAUCUGCAAACAGAGGAGCCAGGUCUGCGGCAUACCGCUAGCACUUCCUCCGCUCUGCCCCUGCCCAGCUGACAGAGCCUGUCCUCCCCUGUCCAGCGGCACCUCACAGGCACUGGUGCUGCAGGCUCUGGGGCACGGGUGAGGGGGUGCCCUUUUGGAGCAGGUGCCCCUCUGAACCCUUGGUUUCCAUCCUUCACCGGUUGCACAAACCGGCCCUGCUCGGGUGGCCAGGGGGAAGGUAACCCGCUCCCCGGCCCUCAUGGUGCGUGCUGACUUGUACCCUCUGGAUGCCCUCACGGGAUAGCGCUUCCUCCAGUGAGCAUCCGAAAUACCUUCCCCUGCGGGGACAAUUAGGCCUUGCCCCGGGGAGUCCCUUAAAGGCCUUAUUAUCGUCUGGGACUCUCUCCUUGUUGUCUUAAUUAGCCCUUUCCGUUCCUGUUGCUACAGGCAGCCCCUGUGAGAGUCUGGUGAUUCCCACAGCCACAGUCAGGCAUGCGGUGCUGUUGUAAAAGAGAAGGUGCUGUAAAGCCACCCCCAGAAAUACCUCCCCUCCUGCCGCUGCUCUGCCUGGGACCCGAUGGGACGAAACACAUGUCGGCAUUUGUGGCGGGGGAGGCGCGGUGUGUGAGGCCAUUCCCUCCUGGUUCCCAGCACAGCGCUCCCAGGGAAUGUCAUUUCCCGAGCAGAGACACAGCAGGCACUCUGAGGGACGCGGGGGCUCUGGGUGGGCAGUGCCCAGCCCCUCACACUUGUCUCUGCCUACCGUCAUCUCUAAGACAGCCGUCUCCGUGCCGCAGCGUGACCGACCUGCUCCGGCUGGGACCGGUGCUGCCAGCUCAGCUGCGUGCAUCCCGUGACAGCCGGGGAGCAGCGACUGCAGCCCACGGGAGGGCGAGUAACAAACUUUUGUACGAUGAAUUUACAACAACUGACCAUCUUGUUCUUGAGUGAACUUUUUACUGUUUCAUUUGUUUGUGUAGAAUGUUUCCGAAGCUAUAUUAAUAUUUAAUGUUUAAUAUGAGGCUGGGCUGUUCCACACUCAGUGUUGUAUAUUUUGGAAUGGCAUUGUUUAGUGAAAAGACAGAGUUGGUAUUAUUCUGCUCUUCGGAGGGAAUGGGACAAAAACCAGACUGUCUUUUUUCUUAAAUGAAGUGAACUUUUUGUUAUGAAGUCCUAGCAGGUGUCCAGCCCUUGAGUAAAAUGGUGCUCAGAA
This is a messenger RNA of Grus americana (Whooping crane), 7670 nucleotides long. RefSeq names its product coiled-coil domain containing 71 (gene CCDC71). The record is from RefSeq and is a predicted model, not a curated record. Lineage: Eukaryota; Metazoa; Chordata; Aves; Gruiformes; Gruidae. The transcript has 2 exons. Bases 153 to 1343 code for a protein of 396 amino acids.